Molecule: messenger RNA, 450 nt
Organism: Funneliformis mosseae
Lineage: Eukaryota; Fungi; Glomeromycota; Glomeromycetes; Glomerales; Glomeraceae
Source: the annotation of a GenBank genome assembly
AUGGAAAUCCAAUCGAUCAUACCAAAUGAAGAACCUAACCUUUGGGAUGAAGAUUUUAUAAUGGAUUAUUUUGAGAAUGAAGGAACUGAAUCAAUAAUAUUAGAAGAAAAAAUCGAAUUGAUAACAAACCAAACUGCAGAAUCUCCUGAAGCUUUAAAUUUUGAUGAGAUUAAUGUUGAUCAUAAAACAGAUGAUGAAAUUGAUGUUAAUUUAAUAUUUCUGUUACUUAUCAACCUUAAAGAUUAUUGUGGAAUCACGUUAGAUGAUGCUAUAAAUGACAAAUCGCAUCCAUCAAGCAUUGAAUGGCCAAAUGACAUUUAUCGUGAAUUUAUAGAAAUUAUCAUAGAAUAUCAGUUAUCAAAUUCUUGUGGUGAUAGAUUAGUUAAGCUAUUUAAUUCAAUCAAAAAUGUUGAUAAAAACUUAUUGCCAAAAACUGCCAAAGAAGAAUGA